AUGACUCAUCAAGAUCCAUGUAUGGACAAAAGACGUAUGGGCAAAGGCUUGGAUAGGAUUUCUAGAGGAUUAAACAACAAGAUCAAAGUGCACAUUGCUCAAGGAAACAAGCGGCCAGAGGCACCUAUGGAAGCCGCAAAGCUAGCAUCAGAGGCUGGUAUUUUUCUUUGGGACCAUAUCCGAAUCUUCACCCGCUGGAAGGAUUAUGAAGAUGAUGCCGUUAAGGAGCUUUUGGAUGACUACAUGGGAAAAAUUGGUUGGUAUUGCCAUGGCAUGGGACUGAACUAUGAACAACCUGUUUACAGUGACUAUUUCAAGUAUGUUCAAGAAUCAUAUGUCUCGCUGCAAGAUGCUGUAGACCAGAGUAGGAAAGGAUGGUGCACAAGUAGCACUGUAGCAGAUGCUGCUGGAAACAAUCCGGUGUCUAGGUGCAUGCUAGUGUACAGGUUCAUAGCAUUUUCUUUAGCUAAAAAUGCAGUUAAAUUGUCCUAG
Molecule: messenger RNA, 492 nt
Organism: Miscanthus lutarioriparius
Lineage: Eukaryota; Viridiplantae; Streptophyta; Magnoliopsida; Poales; Poaceae
Source: the annotation of a GenBank genome assembly